This is a messenger RNA of Heterobilharzia americana, 2817 nucleotides long. The record is from the annotation of a GenBank genome assembly. Lineage: Eukaryota; Metazoa; Platyhelminthes; Trematoda; Strigeidida; Schistosomatidae.
AUGACUUCAGUACAAUCAACUAGUCAAAGUGAAGAGAAAAUUAAAUUACUGAAUGCCUGUCAUCGUGGCGAUUUGGACUAUUUGGGUAAAUUUAUAGUUGAUGGUGGAAAUCUACGUAAUAUGAUUGAUAAUCAGACAGGGUAUACACCACUUCACUACUGUGUUAAAUGGAUUGAAGGAAAAGCUGAUUGCACGAAAGAGGAUCAUAAUGAUAACAAGGUCGAUGAUGAUGCUAACGUAUUUAAACAAUAUGACAGACUGAAGUGUACACGGGUUAUUAUCAAGUCAAAUCCGGAAUUUCUAAAUUAUUUCGAUCAUAAUGGUUUUACUCCUAUCCAUCUAGCAGUUAUAAAUGGAGAUGUAGACUUUUUAAAGGUACUGAGUGAAUUUACCAAUGUGAAUAUGAAAAUCAAAACUAAAGCUAAAUCAUUACUCUUGUCAACAUCAUCGUCAUCAGAACCUAGUGAGUUCAGUGAAUUAAAUAAUACAGGUAGGACAGUUCUACAUUUAUGCGUUAUAUACACACAAAUAGAAGUACUGACGUAUUUCCUUACAAAUAUUAAUAAUAUCUUCAAAGAAAUGAUCAAUGAACACGAUGAUCAAGGUGCUACAGCUCUACACUAUUCUGUUCAAGUGAAUCCAGAACAAAUUGAUCAAUUGUUUGAAUUACUUAUCAGUAUUGGUGGUGCAAACUUAAAUUCAUGUGACACCCAUGGCCGUACUCCACUUAUAUGGGCAGCUACAGUUGGUUCUAAGCACGCUGUGGAAUCAUUACUUAAAAUGGGCGCAAAUUUAAACCACAGAGAUACACAUGGCCUAACUGCUUUGCAUUGUGCUGCAUCUAGAGGCCACUUGCAAACUGUUCAAGAUGAUGAAAGCAAAGUGGGCGUGUUUCGUGAUGUCAUUGAUAAUGAUGGUUGUAGUCCACUGUUUUAUUCUGUUGCAACAGGUCAUGUCAAAGUGACUGAAUGUUUAAUCAAGGCUGGAACAAAUGUCAUGCAUGUCGAUCACAAAGGUCGUACUGUAUGUCACUGUUUAGCUAGACUGAGUUCACUGUCCAAUGGCAUAAAGUCUGAAAAGCUUAUCAAAACUCAGUUAGACGACCUGAUGAAAGCUGGUCUAGAUCCAUGGAAAGCAAAUAAUAAUGCAGCAACUCCCUUACAUGAAGCAUGUUUACUAAGAAAUGUAUAUUUUAUUAAACAAUUGGCGAAUUUGCCUGGUUUUGAUGAAGUUGUCAAUGCAAAAGAAUCUCAAGGACAUUCACCGUUGCACUUAGUUGUAGCAGCUUCAUGGAGUGCUGAGCCCUCAGGAAUAAGAUUGUGUCAGUUUCUUUUAGAACAUGGUGCUGAUGUCAAUUCUGUCACAUCCUUACCAAAUAAAGAACAUGUUACACCAUUAAAUUUAGCCUAUUUGAAUGAAACUAGUGAUGAAAAGUCAAAAGAAGCACUGAUUGAUCUUUUAAAACAUUAUGGCGGUAGAACAUAUCAAGAACUUAUCGAUGAAGGUAGGGUUUGUGCUGACCAGGAUGUUGAUACUAUCAAUACAGUCAGCAACGAAGCACAGUUUUAUGAUGAUCAUAAUAAUGACAAACCGGAUAGCUCAUUAGUAUCUGAUUAUGUCGCUUGUCCAGAGAAAGAAUUAAAAUUGAUAAAUGAGUCACAAAAAUUGGUCCUCAUAAAAGAAGAGGUUGAGACAACGGUGAAGACGUUACCACAUAAGACUGACUCAGCAACUGAACCGAUAGCCCCACCAAGUCUAGGCUUAGCACUUAAAGACUCCAGUGUACAAACGUGCUCGGAUAAUAGGCGGAGAAGGAAAAAAAGACUUUCAACAUCAUCUUCAACAACCAUAUCUAGCGAGAAGCUGAAACAAGAACCUGUUAGUACAGUAUCGUGUUAUACGCAAACAGAUAGGCACUUUUAUAAAUCAUCCAAAGAUUCAACUUCCGGAAGCUCCUCACCUAAUAAUCCGGUAGAAGAUAACGAAGACAAUGUCUUUCGUAAUAAUGAUAACAGUCAUCAUGAUAAAAAUUCGCUGCAGCAACUUGUGGUGCGCAUGCCUACUCCAUCCGACUUGAAAGUACAGAAUCAGAAUUCUAGUGCAGCCGAUCGUAUUAGAACUGCUAUUGAUAGCAAUAACAAUAAGCGCCUGAAUAGAAAGGUUUCAAACUCUAAAAGUCUUAGCAACAUGCAAAAACAGUCCAAUGAUCCUUACGCACACUUAUCAAAACAUAAUGGUAGAGCAGCAUCUAAUUCUAAGUGUGAACUACCGUAUUCACAGAUUUAUCUAGAAAGAGAACUACCUUUAGCACUGAAAAAAUAUCUCGAAAAAGAGAAUUACAAUUAUUUCCCUCUGACAGGACGUUCUCGGAUGCCAAAACCAACUAUAUCACCUUACCUACAGCCAGUUGUUCCUGGCCUACUCUUAAAUAAUCACAGACAGGUGAAUGAAAGCGGCAAAAGGAAUAUUCGUCAAAGAAAUCAAAACCCUGAUCACACAACACAAAAACACAUUAAGUCAGCUGGAUUUGAAUGGGGUAAUCAUCCUGGCCAUCUAAACAACUGUCAGACUAGAUCAAGUUCUGCAUCCACCAGGAAAAUAACUGACAAAAAACCUAUUCAAUCACCGUCAGCAUCAACUUGUUCCACUGUAGAUAGUGUUACUCAUGGCAGUCACUAUACUGUGGACAAAAGUAUAAAACCCCGACAAGCACGUUCGCAGUCAUCAAAAACUUGCAUUCUUAUUCUAACAUUAAUGAAAAUGUGCAACAGAGUGUUGCAGACUAUGAAUUCUAUCGACUUAUCAAUCAGUUAUUGA